UUGGCAACGGAAGUGGUGUUGUUCCCCAGUCAUUCUGACUCACACAGACGAGGUAGCAACUGGUUAGCAAGCAUUUAAAAGUGUUUCCAGCAUCAAAAUGUCUGGUUGUUGCGUAUACGGUUGUCAGAAUCGAUAUUCCACCGGCGGACUAAAGUUUUAUAGGAUUCCGACAGGAUCACGACCAUUUCAGAGCAACCGGUGGCGUCUGUGGCUGCAGGCGCUUCAACAUGUUGACUGGAAUGAGGACAUGAUCAAAAAUGCUCGGGUCUGCAGCGCCCACUUUAUAUCAGGUGAGGCGUCAUUGGACUCUAGUAGUCCUGAUUUUGUGCCUUCUGUGUUUAUGUACACAAAACAAAGCCAGAACCCCGAUGCAAAGAUGGACAGGUACCAUAGGAAAAGGAGGAGAGAUGACAGACCUAACACUGCAGCAAAUCAACCUGUUCCUUCUGAAACUCCAGAACAAGAAUGCAGCAUGGAUCAUUGUUCUGAGGAUAUCCCAGUUCCAAAGAGAGAGUACGAUGAUCUGAACCUGAGACACAGUCAACUUCAGGAGGACUAUGUCAACCUGCGACAGGAGUUUGACACACUACGAGCUGAAAAUGUAAAGCUGAAAGAGGAGCUGCAAAAAUCUACAUUUUCCUACACCACUGUCAAGUGCAACAUUGUACAAUUAAUUUUUCUCACAGGACUGACCUCCGUGGUCUUCGAGUGGCUGCUUACAAAAAUAACGGACAGCGUAGAAAUAAUAUGCAAAAAACUUACAGUAGAGGACCACCUAUUGGUUAUAUUGAUGAAAUUAAGGUUGGGCCUAUCUAAUACUGACUUGGCAUAUAGAUUUAAGGUAUCAAAAACCGCCAUAUCAAGUAUUUUGCGGAGCUGGGUCCCUGCUAUGGCCUUGAUCCUCAAGCCACUCAUUAAAUGGCCAAGUAAGGGGGCAAUACUUAAAAAGAUGCCAGUGCAUAAUAGAUUGCACAGAAAUUUUCAUAGCUAGACCCAGUAAUCUGACUUCCAGGGCCCAGACAUGGUCAAAUUAUAAACACAACAACACCAUUAAAUAUUUGAUCGGCAUCACUCCAGCUGGUGCAAUUUCAUUUCUGUCUCCUGGGUGGGGUGGACGGGUUUCAGACAAGCAGAUCACUAAAGAGUCAGGUUUCUUCAAACUUUUGGAGCCUAAGGAUAAGGUUUUAGCAGACAGAGGCUUUCUCAUCAGAGACAAGCUUGCGGCUUAUGGUGCAACCCUUCGUAUCCCUCAUUUCACAAAAGGAAAAAAGCAGCUUUCUACACAGGAAGUGGACACAUCUAGACAACUUUCUCGUGUGAGGAUCCAUGUGGAACGAGUUAUUGGUCGGUGGAAAAACUUUAAGAUUCUGCAAACAGUUAUUCCAGUAUCGCAGGUUAACUUACUAGAUGAUGUUGUGACUGUAUGUGGUGCCCUCUGUAAGAGUGUUGUUCCCAAAUGAGUUGCACAUAAGCAUGUAUGAGUUAGAAAGUGAUUUCCAUUUGUUAAACAUGUAUUUACUGUACUUAAAACUUAAUUAAUUAUAAUAAACCUCCCAACAUUG
Molecule: messenger RNA, 1562 nt
Organism: Labrus bergylta (ballan wrasse)
Lineage: Eukaryota; Metazoa; Chordata; Actinopteri; Labriformes; Labridae
Source: RefSeq, a predicted model, not a curated record